Daphnia magna is the source of this 1425-nucleotide messenger RNA. RefSeq lists its product as uncharacterized. The transcript has a single exon. The coding region runs from base 1 to 1425 and encodes 474 amino acids. The record is from RefSeq and is a predicted model, not a curated record. NCBI's taxonomy places the organism in Eukaryota, Metazoa, Arthropoda, Branchiopoda, Diplostraca, Daphniidae.
AUGCGGAUACGAGGUACCGAUUACAUGGCAAACGGGGAGCCGGCGCUGUCAAACAACAAGGUGUUGGCGCAGAAGAGACUGACAAGCUUGCUCCGGCGUUUCGACGAAGAUGAAACAUUCGAAGCGGAUUAUCGAGUGGCAAUGGAAAAAUACUUCACCGAGGGUUACGCACGCGUCGUUGAAGAGGAGAGACAUGGACAACCGGAAUACUACCUGGCCCAUCACGGCGUACGGAAAAGGAAGAAGACCCGAGUUGUCUUCGAUGCAGCGGCAAAAUACCAGGGUAAGGCGUUGAACGACGCCAUUCUCAGCGGACCAGCGCUUCAAGCUCCACUUCCGGCGGUGUUUCUAAAACUCCGCGAAGGGGCGGUAGCAUGGGCCUCGGAUAUCGGGGCAAUGUUUAGCCGCAUACGAAUGAGACCGGAAGAUUGUCGUUAUUUUCGAUUCCUGUGGCAGCGGAAGGGCGAAACGAUACCUCAUGUCUGCGAGUUUACUCGCCUGCCGUUCGGAGCUACCUGCUCACCCUUUUUAGCCAUCAGCGUGACGCGACGGGCAGCGGCCGACUACAGUCAAGAUCCGGAGGUCCUCAUCGCCAUCAAAUCAAAAUUUUACGUGGAUGAUUAUCUCAGUUCGGCGGCUUCGGUCGAGCUAGGUGUAAAAGAAGCACGAGCAGUGAGCGACGCGCUCGCGAAGGCGGAUCUGCACCUGGAAGGAUGGGUCUCGAAUUCCCCCGAAUUCAGUCAGGAAAUGGCCGCGGACGGCGCAACAACGACCGAACUUUCUCUGAAUGGCGUAGAAGCAGAAAAGGUGCUUGGAGUUUGCUGGGAGGCCCAGUCGGACAUCCUCACCUUUAAGGUAAACCACAUUACCGAAGUCGUCUACACCCGGGUAGGCAUCGCCAGCAAGGUUGCGAGUCUUUUCGACCCGCAGGGCAUGGCCACCCAGAUGGUGGUGAAAGCCAAAAUCAAACUACGUGAGCUCGGCGUGCAGGGACUACAGUGGACGGACCCGGUAGUUGGUGAGAGCCGGAAGUGGUGGGAGAAGUGGUUCGACACGCUCAAACAGCUGAACGCCGUAAAAAUUCCCAGAUGCUUGUUUCCGCAGGAGUUGCUGAUUGAGGAGACGGAACUACACAUAUUCGGGGACACUUCCGAAGAGGCAUAUGCCGCCGUGGCUAAUGUUCGUCAAAUCUAUCGCGACGGAAGCAUCGAGAUUCGGCAAGUGCGGGCGGUGACGAAGCUCGCACCAAAACAGACCCUAUCAGUUCCUAAGUUGGAACUAAACGCAGCGCUGCAAGCGGCCAGACUGGCCAAAACGGUGGAAGGUGCAAUGACCCGAAGCUCCGUCGACGCUUCUUUUGGACGGACUCCAGCACUGUGCGGAAUUGGAUCCGCGCGACAGCAGCGAAAUAUCAGAUGUUCGUGA